ACGACACUCCUCAUGGACGUGACCAAUCACGGAGCUUCGGCCCUGCACAUGUCCUAUGCGCCUGAAUAUGAACACCCCGGAUACGCUUUCAGCUAUGGCGUGAAGGACGUUCACACAGGAGACGUGAAAUCUCAGUGGGAGCAUCGCGAUGGUGGCGUGAUAAAGGGUCACUACAGCGUUGUCGAGCCCGAUGGAUCCAUCAGGAUCGUUGACUACACCGCAGACGCCGCGAAUGGUUUCAAUGCGGUGGUGAAAACUCAAGGACCCAACGUCCAUCCUCACGACGAUCCCUCGGGAAAUGCGCGAUCGGAGACGUACGAUCAUCCGAUUGCCACAUAUCUGGAGGACGAUGAGUCGUCUCAGUCAAAGAUCAACCACUACAGCAAGGAUCAGGAGCACAUUGUGCUGAGUUCGGAUCUACGAGGCCGGGAUUAUGAUAAGAAUCCCGUGGAUUUGGCCAAGACGAUCAAGACAAUACCGCAACUGAUCGAAUUGAGACCCGAUGGUCCGGUCCACAAGUCUCACAAUUACGAAGCCAGCGGAGACUAUCGACCCAUUUACAUCAAUCACGGCGAGUACGAGCGCAAAACUCCGCCCGAUCUGUCGCGAUAUCGCCAGUACUUCGAAGAAUGGCAGCCGGCAUCAUAUCACGACGAGCCCGAAGAGAAAUAUCCCUUCCCACCGGGUGGCGAAAGGCCUCGCCUCAAUCAGAUCUACUCACCGGCCUACAAACCACACCAUUACACGAUCAGACCGAAGAAACCCCCGCGGUCGUACUCCUCGUCGGGAUUCAAGCACUACUCGUCGAAGUACAAAUCCCCCCGGAUCGAGUACUCCAGCUACUUCAGGACCGUGGACAAGCCGUCGCGGCAAGAGGGACCCGUGCUGUUCCCCGAAGACUCCUACGAGCAGAGAGUGGCGUCCUCGCGAAUGGUGCAGACCAUGCUGUCGAAGGACAAAGUGCGAGUCGUGCCAGUCUACGCAAAAUACAACUCAGACUACUACUCAUCAUAGUAGAGAUCUCCUAUCGCCGAUAAGAGAUCGACAACCAUCCUGCGAUCGCGUGAAAUCACCUGAGAUUUCUGGUGUGCAAUAAUUUAUAAUUUAAUUUAUAGCGAAAGA
Molecule: messenger RNA, 1122 nt
Organism: Phlebotomus argentipes
Lineage: Eukaryota; Metazoa; Arthropoda; Insecta; Diptera; Psychodidae
Gene: Cpr76Bc
Exons: 2
Coding region: 13-1014 (333 amino acids)
Cellular component (GO): extracellular matrix
Source: RefSeq, a predicted model, not a curated record